Pteropus alecto (black flying fox) is the source of this 1354-nucleotide messenger RNA. RefSeq names its product transmembrane serine protease 11E (gene TMPRSS11E). Lineage: Eukaryota; Metazoa; Chordata; Mammalia; Chiroptera; Pteropodidae. The coding region runs from base 1 to 1341 and encodes 446 amino acids. Gene Ontology annotation, biological process: proteolysis. Gene Ontology annotation, cellular component: extracellular region; plasma membrane. Gene Ontology annotation, molecular function: serine-type endopeptidase activity. The record is from RefSeq and is a predicted model, not a curated record. The transcript is spliced from 10 exons.
AUGAACCAAAGGCAGCUGCUUAUGUCUAGUCUUCAGAUAUUUGAAGAAGAGGAACUCACUGGAGUAGCUCACAUUAACAGGUCUCCUGUGAUGAGGGCCAGGAGGAGAAAUUGUUUGAAGCCAUGGGUCAUUGGACUCAUCUCCUUUAUAUCCCUGAUUGUCCUGGCAGUGUGCAUUGGACUCAUUGUUCAUUAUGUGAGAUACAAUCAAAGGAAGACCUAUAAUUACUACAGCACAUUAUCAUUUUCAAGUGACGAAUUAUAUGGUGACUUUGGAAGAGAGGCUUCUAAAAAUUUCACAGAAAUGAGCCAGAAAAUUGAAUCAAUGGUGAAAAAUGCAUUUUAUAAGUCUCCAUUGAGGGAAGAAUUCGUCAAGUCUCACAUUAUCAGAUUCAGUAAAGAGGAAAAUGGAGUGUUAGCUCAUAUGCUGCUGAUUUUUAGAUUUCGCUCCACUGAAGAUCCUGAAACCAUAAAUAAAAAUAUUCAACGUGUUCUACAUGAAAAGCUUCAAGAUGCUGUAGGACCCCUUAAACUAUAUCCUGAAUCAGUUGAAAUAAAAAAAAUCAACAAGACAGAAACAGACAACUUUCUGAACAGUUGCUGCGGGACUCGAAGGAAUCAAACUACAAAUCAGAGUCUCAGGAUUGUUGGUGGGACACAGGUAGAAGAGGGUGAAUGGCCAUGGCAAGCUAGCCUGCAAUGGGAUGGGAUCCAUCGCUGUGGAGCAACUUUAAUUAAUUGCACGUGGCUUGUGAGUGCUGCUCAUUGCUUUAGAGUGUAUAAAGACCCAGCCGGAUGGACUGCCUCCUUUGGAGUAACAAUAAAUCCUCCAAAAAUGAAGCGAGGCAUCAGGAGGAUAAUUGUCCAUGAAAAAUAUAAAUACCCAUCACAUGACUAUGAUAUUUCAGUUGCAGAGCUUUCUAGCCCUGUUCCUUACACAAAUGCGGUACACAGAAUUUGUCUCCCCGAUGCAUCCUAUGAGUUUCACCCAGGUGAUGAGAUGUUUGUGACUGGAUUUGGAGCACGGCAAAAUGAUGGUAACAGUCAAAAUCAUCUUCGGCAAGUACAAGUGAAUCUCAUAGACACUAAAACCUGUAAUGAACCUCAAGUUUACAAUAAUGCCUUAACUCCUAGAAUGUUAUGUGCUGGCUCUUUGCAAGGAAAAAGAGAUGCAUGCCAGGGUGACUCUGGAGGACCACUGGUUAGUCCAGAUGCUAGAGAUAUCUGGUACCUUGCUGGAAUAGUGAGCUGGGGAGAUGAAUGUGGGCAACCCAAUAAGCCUGGUGUUUAUACCAGAGUGACUGCCUUUCGGGACUGGAUCACUUCCCAAACUGGUAUUUAAGAGAGAAAAACCU